Bacidia gigantensis is the source of this 774-nucleotide messenger RNA. RefSeq lists its product as uncharacterized. NCBI's taxonomy places the organism in Eukaryota, Fungi, Ascomycota, Lecanoromycetes, Lecanorales, Ramalinaceae. The transcript has a single exon. The coding region runs from base 1 to 774 and encodes 257 amino acids. The record is from RefSeq and is a predicted model, not a curated record.
AUGCCUUCCUACGCAAUUCUCGGAGCCACAGGCCAGACGGGACAGAGUCUGCUCAAUAUUCUAUCUAAAUUACCAGAUAGACAGAUUCAUGCCUAUGUUCGCUCGAAGUCAAAAUUAGAGCGCAUGUCUCCAGACGUCUGUGCGCUUCCGAGGGUCAAAAUCUACGAAGGCGACCUCAACGAUUCGGAGCUCAUUGCCGAUUGUAUCUCUGGUACACAGGCCGUCUUCCUGACUGCCGCCCAAUCAGAUAAUAUGCCUGGCUGUCGCGUCGCCUGUGACUCCGCAAGAAUCCUUGUCACCGCUCUUGGCCAGUUGCGGUUCAAAGACCCUACGGCGAGAUUGCCUCGGCUUGUGAUGCUCAGUUCCGGUACUAUUGACGAGCAUCUCUCUCGCGACAUGCCUAGAUUUGCGCAUUGGAUGCUUUUCACGGCCUAUUCGAGCGUCUAUAAGGACCUAAUCGAGGCGGAACAGUACUUGCGUGAUAGACAAGAUUGGAUCUCAACUACUUUCAUUAAACCUGCAGGGCUUGUGCAUGACGCCCAAAAAGGGCAUCAAUUGAGUACCGAGAAGCAACAAAGUUUCUUAAGCUUUCUUGACCUUGCGGCCGGUAUGAUCGAGGUCGCUGAUGCGGAAGGUAAUCAGUGGGACAAGAAGAACGUAAGCGUGCUGCCAACGGGUAAGAAUGUCAAAGUUGAAUACAUGGCACCCGUAUAUCUUGCGAAGGGACUGUUGUGCCACUUUUUGCCGAGUCUGUACCCUUAUCUACGAGCUUAA